Alternaria incomplexa is the source of this 594-nucleotide messenger RNA. RefSeq lists its product as uncharacterized. Gene Ontology annotation, biological process: DNA-templated DNA replication; DNA synthesis involved in DNA repair. Gene Ontology annotation, cellular component: delta DNA polymerase complex. Lineage: Eukaryota; Fungi; Ascomycota; Dothideomycetes; Pleosporales; Pleosporaceae. The record is from RefSeq and is a predicted model, not a curated record. The coding region runs from base 1 to 594 and encodes 197 amino acids. The transcript has 2 exons. Gene Ontology annotation, molecular function: DNA-directed DNA polymerase activity.
AUGGCACCCAAACGCAAAGCAUCGGGCCCAGCGGCCAAAUCGCAACAGUCGACUCUCGCAUUCCACGGAACGACAAAUAGGGUCACAAAGUCCGGCGUAAAAGCACAAGGCGCAAAGAAGAACCUCCUCGAAGCGAAGCUGAAAGACGUCAAGCCGGAGACAAUCGAUAUCUCAGAUACUGAGCCGACAACGACGGAAGCUGCGAUCAUCGAGCAAACAGAACAGGAGGUCAAGGCACAGGAGGUUGAGAGUACACCAGAGGAGGACCAAGCACGGCGCAUAUCAGAUGCAGCGAUCAAGAAGUACUGGGCCGCAAAGGAGAAGCAAAGGCGCGCACCAAGGGCACAUCAGGGGGCUCUAAGCUUGCACGAGAAGAUCCUCAGAGAAUUCGACAUGAGCGCGCACUAUGGCCCAUGCACCGGAAUCGCUCGGUUGAAGCGCUGGAAGCGAGCGCAACGGCUCGAUCUCGACCCGCCGAUCGAAGUACUCGCGGUCUUGUUGAGGGAGCAGGACGCGGGCGAUAAGGACAGGAUAGCUGUCCAGCGCUCCAUCGUCGAUGAUAUACUGAACUCAAAAGCCGAGCUUGAUGUAUGA